This is a messenger RNA of Podarcis lilfordi (Lilford's wall lizard), 24891 nucleotides long. Lineage: Eukaryota; Metazoa; Chordata; Lepidosauria; Squamata; Lacertidae. The record is from the annotation of a GenBank genome assembly.
CUCAGGGUUACCUGGAUGUCUUUCAGCCAUCAAAUGGCAGGGUCAAUUGGGAUUUUUUAAAUAAAAAAUUAUCCUGCAAAUCAGUAAUGAGAGAUACUCCUCACUUAGAAAGGCAGUCUGCAAAUGGGGAACCACCCCUGACAAGCCCCUGUCACAGAUCAUUGUUAAACAGGCAGCUCCGUGCGGUAACAGUACCAACAAGCCCUCACCUACUGAUUCUAGGAUCCAAGAUGGAUGAUACUGGGAAAAACACCUUUAGGUACUGGGUCCAAGCCAUGUAGGGUCUUAUAUGUUAGUACUAACACCUUGAAUUGGGCCCACACUGACGGUCACUGUGUGCUUUCAAGCCUGAUGUCAGAUGGCUCCAUAGGGCUGCCACGCUUACCAGUUUAGCAGCUGCAUUCUACAGUAGCUGGAUUAAAGAUUAAAGAAGAAAGGUAUGUGUAAAUUUCUGUCAAAUACUCUGGGGAAUUUCAGCUAGCUACCAAGUGCUGCAAAAUGAACACUGCUUCUUGGCAUCUUCUCAUGCACCAGUGUUGGUCAAUCCACAGCCAUUUCUGAGUAUGGCAGGCAUGUGUUUCACUGUGAAAAGCAUCUUGCAAAGAGACAAUAGGAGCUAAAAUGUGGUAAAACAUUUGAAACCCUACCAAAUGAUUUCCAGUUGCGAUUUUUGGGAUUAAAAUACGCAUUGUGUGGAAUGCACUGCACUGGGUUUCAUUUAUCAUCAUAAUUAGCGAAGAGGAAAAUCCUUCUGGUGGUUAGACUGAAGUUAUUGCAAUGUUUUAAUUUGGGGAUAAUUGGGUCAAACGACUGAGCCCUGAGCUCUUUGGAUGGCCUUGAGCAUGUCAUUUCCUCUUAGCUUCAGUUGCUCAAAUGUCUAGUGAAAAUAUUAUCAUAUUUCUCAAGUUUCUUGUUAAGAGGAUGGAUGUAAAUAUUUCCUGAAACACACUUUGCACACUAAAUGUUCAUUUGGCAUAAUAAAAUAAUAAAUAAUUGUAUUAAUACUAACACAAACUAUAUAAGAAAAGGUACGCAAUGUGUUUAGUUGUUCCUUUUUUUACUACUAGGCUUAAAAAACACAGGCUCAAGUGUUCAGAACUUUCUGUUUAUUCUUGGAAAUGCUGAAUGAUGUAUUAGCUGGUGCAGUAAUGGGUUUUAAAAUCCUCUUUCUGCAAAAACAAAUUGCACCUAGUUACAUCAUUAGCUUUUGCACUUAGAUUUCUUUCAGAAAUUGUGAUAUGAAGGUGUUUAAGCACCAAGAAUUUUCUCAGGAUUAGAGCUUCCUGUACCACCCUCCCACAAACCAGGCACCCCACUGCCAUUGGUUAGGGUCAAAUACCACAGGCUCUGCAUUCAGAGUAAUUCUGUGCCAUUUGAGAAAGCAAGAGCCAAAGGUAAGUUUUCUGUUUCUUUCUUUAUUGAUUAGCAAACUGGAUUUUUUUAUAUAUAAAAAAAGCAGAAACUAUUUUUAAGCAAUGCAUUUUAAUAUUUUGAGAAGAAUUAGAAUUAUAAAAAUGUACCUUAUGUUAUUUUUAUAUGGCUAUUUCUUAGUAGCUUCCUGUGAGAGAGUAAUACAUUAUUGGCAUAAAAAUAUUUGACAGCUCUUGUAGAUGCCAGUGUAAUUACAGUAUGUUCCAAUAUUUUGCUUAUACUCUAAAAGGCGUACAGAGACACACAGAUUUCAUAAGCAGUUUUUAGUGGACCAAGCAGAUUUACAGGUGUGUGUGUGUGUGUGUGUAUACAACACAUAUACAGAGACAUAUAUAUAAUAUAUGAGAGAGAUUGGUGUGGUUUUAUUUCUUUAGAUGUGGUCUUCAACAGCCAAAUAUGCUCCAAAAUACGCUCCAAAAUACUAGAUUAUAUUUUUUUAUUUGUAAAUGUAAUCUAAAUUAUAUAAUAAAACAAUAAAAUAGUAAUAUGAUAUAAUAGCCUCUUUUGCCAGUCCAAACUCUUAUUCUUCCAGUAAAACAAAACAGUAUGUUCAGUGGGUAUUGUGAUGGUUUUGCAUCUGGAAGACAUGGGUUCAGAUCUCUCUCCAGUCAUGUGUUCAAGACACAGUCUCUCGGUUUCAGCAUUACAUUUGCACAUUUAGAUAAUCAGGGACUUACUUCAGAGCUCCUUGUGAGAAUGUCAACAACAAAAAAUCAACUACCGGUACUUUGCAAAUUAGACGUUCUAGACAAUAUGAGCAGUAGUAAAAACAGUACAAGCUACAAUAUGAACAAAUCAACACACUGUUUGGAAUUAUAAAUAAACAGAAAAAAUAACCAAAUUAGACUGUCCUUAUACUAUUUAUUACAAAAAUUUCCAAAUAAGUUCAUUGACAUAUAAGAGGUUCCUAAGUUAUCAGCAUAAUAGCAUAUCUGUAAAGCAACUCUUUAGACAAACCUUUAACGCUAUAAAUAAAUCAGUUCUGAAAAGUGCAAUACAGUUAACCCUUGGUUAUAGGCAAAGAGAGUCUGCCAGCUGUAGGUUAUGUCUUCUAGGUAGCUAAAAAAACUGGAAAGUGUAUAAGAGAAAAAUGAGUGCCUUGUGCUAUUCACCAUUCCCAUUGGAAUUUCAUGCCUCCAUGUGUAAACCUGCUUCACAAAGGCCUUCUUUCAAGGGGCUUAAUAUCAGUUUGUUUCAGUCUAGGGAACCUCAAAAGACAAAUUGUCUCAUGAAUUUCUAAUAUCAUACACUGUGUGCUUUAAGCACAGCUUCUAAAUGUGUAAAAAGUCAUGUGCUGCUUUCUCAGUUUAAAUACAGUUUGUGCAUUUGUGUGUGUAUUCACACUUUUCCCAUAUAAAUCCCUCAAUGUAUGUGAAUGAUACAAUGAAGAUUGGAAAUUGGAUGGGGGAGGGGUAUUUAAAAUUUGAUGUGCAAUGCUUUAAAAUGAUAAGAGAAGACUGUUAAUGUCCAGACCACAUGGCUCCUAUCCAACUAAAGCUAUUUGUGCUUGGCACAAGUUAGUUGCAACUAACAAAGCACAUUGAUUCCAGUUUGGCUUAAGGGUGACUAACUAGUUGGGCAGUGGCCAGUAUUGUAAACAAAAUUCAAACCAGUGUUCCAGAUCUACUUUAGAUUUCAAUAAAACAAUACUGAACAAUAGAGUUAUAACCUAGUCCAAUCCACUAUGCUAAGAGUGCAGAGGCUCUGUGAGUUCAAAAUCCAGUUUCAUGGGCUGCAUUCACAUUGCCACCAGAACCUGCAUGCAGCCCAUUGGAAAAACAUGUGCAUGAACCUGGAGUCACUCAUUGCAGAACCAGGAAGGAUAUACUAGAUGAGUUAUUGUGCAGCAUAGAGUUUAGGCAGCGUACUUCUAGCCCAGAAUCCCGUGGCCUAUGCCCACGCUUAUGAACAGAAUAGUCCCAUUUGAGCCAUAUGGGGGUCUGGCUUUAUCCCAUAACCAAACUGUAUCUAUUUAGGUAUAUGUGCUGGACUCCUAGCUGUCAGGGGAGCACCUGAUGCUAUAGGGUAGCAGUCCCUUACAGGAGACCACAACACUAAAAUACAAUCCAAAGUAUUGAAAGAAGCUGAGCGGGAAGUGGGGAGAGCAGGCCUAGAAUAUCCUCUGAUUUCUGGAUCCAGGUGAUCACUCUUCCUAAUGUAUUCAACCUGCUCUGUACAACCACCCCACUAAGAGUCUCAACCCCUCCUCACAAAAUGGGAUACCCACCUACAGGCUGCAACCAACAUAGAGAUGGAGCACAGCUAUGCACCUGUGAUGUCCACUGACCGCAAAGGAGACAAUAUGAAUCCCAUCAGGACUUCUUACUCAUGGAGCCAAAGUUUAUCUCUUUUAGAGUAGUGUUUAAUUGGGAAUGUUGCCCUUAUACAUCCAGUUGUACAAGUAUGUAUAUUGUUUACUUGACAAAUAAUUCCAAUUAUAUAUGCUGAAGUAGAAUGUCUAAAUAGAAUAAGUAUCAUUUGAAAAUGUUUCUCUCUGAAGUGUUGCACUCUCCUGAUUUACAUCAUGGCUCACGUGACCGAUUACUGUGUAUACACACAUCGAAUUAUUUGUAAAACUCCUUAGCUCAUCACAUUUCUAGUUAAUAGCAUUCAAUAACCUAUGUAUUAUAUUUCAUAUGAUAUUUGCAUUUAUAUUUUUAAUAAUCGCGUAUAUGCUGUCUUCCUUUAGGAGACUGAAGAAUGAAGGCCAUUGCAAAUAUUUUCAUGCAUUUUUUUCUCUUUGAUGCUGUUUUGGCUGGUCCUACAAGGAGUCCUGUAACUUACGACUCUGAAACAUAUGAUGUUGGUUUGGAAGAUCUGGAUAGCCUAUAUGACUAUGAUGAAAAUCUGUCUGUUGAUCAGGCACAGGUAAUUCUAAAUUGUGGGGAUUAUUUUGCUCUUACGUAUUAUAUUGUACAAUUGUUAAUAGUGAUAACAAACACAUUUUUAUAUUAGGUGGGUUGGGGAGAAGAAAUGAGUUACAUUGACAGGUACUUGUAUUUUCUGUUUAAUGGACUCAGUUUACAAUUCAGAUCACAGUCAGCAAUUUGUGUGUUUCUGCAGGAAAUAGGUACAUAUUGGUGGAUCUCAUUAGGGAAUCACUGAGUGAUGGCAUGCUAAAAUAGAAUAAAGCAAACAUCCAUUAUCUCACUUGUUUGUACCAUGGUCUGUUGGCAUCACCUAAUCUGUUGAUAUACCAUCAUGUCUUUUGAUAACACACUAGAACAGCUGGUGCUUGAGCCCAUCUCAUGUUCUUGUGGAUCACUUGGGGUAUAGCCAGGAGCUGAUAUUACAUUAACAUUGGGAAUCUGAGGUGAGAUACCUAUGUAGCAGAAGUUGUCCCCAGUUCUAGUCACCAUGCAGAGGCGCCUUAAGGUCUAAAACAGUUUACUGCUGCAGAAGAUAAAGCUUCAGUAAUACAGUUCCAGAUGUUCAUAUAUACAUACAGCUUGUAGGCUUUGCAGCUACAGAUAGAUAUAUACAAGUUCAAAGUAUUUCUUUUGCUCCAGUUUCAAGGCAUAACACAGACUCCAACUCACAGACAGACUCAAAGACUGACUCUGACACAUAGACCCAAGAUCCCGGCAAUGCUGAACUGACAUGCCUUAAUCACUUAUAUAGACAGCACUGGGCCACUGCCAUAGCAACUGCCUUGGUUGACCUUGUACCUAUUGGCUUAUGAUUCUGUCUGAAAUGUCAAUAGUGACCAGGCCUGGAAGGAAAAAAUAGACAAUUUUUUAGAGGUAGUUGAAAAUGUUUUGAUAUUCAUGUGAGAAUUUUGUUUUACAUUUGCUUUCAGAAUAGUCUCUGUGUGUGAAGUUAAGCAACUGGAAUCUGACUGAUAGAAGAAUGCUAAAGAGAAACAAUUUCUGACAGUUUAGGGUAAUAAACAUUAUAUUAUGUUGGGCAUCUUAGGGACAAAAGACUGGCUAUAUUACACAAGGAAAUAUAGGAAAGUAAAACCAGUGUUUUCUUCACAUUGUGAGGAAAGUGUAUUUCUUUUUGUGAUUUAUAGCCAAGAUAGAAGUCUAGGAUUUUUGCCAUGGUGUCAGUGGGAAGUCUUCUUCCCACACUGGAAUUCUUUUUACAAAUUCAUACAAAUGGUAUAAAACUUUUAAGAAUGCAUGCCUGGAAUUUUAUGUAAAUGCUCUGAGUUAUGUAUCUUCUUAGAUAGGAUAUGUUGUUGCCAUCCUCCAGGUGCUAAGGAAAGUGGACAGCUUGUGCAGAUUUUGAACUGUAGGAUGAUGAAUUUGGCUCCUGACAUCUCCCUUUGUACAUUGCUGUCUCUUGUAUCACUGUGAUCCUUCCAGGUAGGAAGGUGGAAAAUCUAAACAGAAGUCUGGGUUCACUUUAAUUGUCCUAUUGCCAUAGUUAAGAAGAAUACUAGAGUGGAAAGUUCUGGAAGUUUACCAAUCUGCAGAUGAGGUGGUAUAUUGGCUUUCGUUUCUUCUUUAGCUUCCAAGUUCUAGGAACUUGGCUCCUUUUAAAAUAUUUCAUCCUAAGGGGGCUUAUUGUUCAGGAGAGAAUUAAGGAAAAGAAAGAUGCCAUUCAAGUAGAUAAUUUAUGUGUCUGCUGCCAAGCAGAGACAACAGGAAAAAGGAAAUGUUAAAAGAAAAUAAACAUAAGAACAAGGAAGGGAUGGUUAGGUCCAGCAGGAGAAAGAGACUAGAAAGGGAGUGCAAUUUGAGGAGUAAUCUGUACUUAUUUUCAUUUUUUAGCUGAGCCUCAAAAUGUUCCUCAAGCUUCUGAAAUAUAGUACAGUAUUUAUAUUUUUCUUUGGGGUUAGCGUAUCAGUCUCUUUUGAGAAACGUGUCCAUGUUUGCCUGUAGCUGUUGAAAGAUUCCCAUGUCUAUAAAAAUCUUAAAGUGGAAACAUUUUUAUUAGCUCUGAUUCAAACUCCAGAGCUGAAUAAGUAAGCUGAGCUACCUGCCUGAAAAUGAAGAUGUAUAGGAAUUCCCUUUCAAAUGCUUGAACCAACCCUAGAAUAGCAGAAGAGGGAAUUGUAGUUCUAGGCAGGAGUGUAAGUCUGAAAACAAGACAAGUCAUAUAAGACAUAACAGAGCAAUGUAAGACAUCCUCCUUCACACAGGUGGGGAAAGGGGUGUUUCUAUUUGCAGUCCACAUUUAAUAAGAUGCAAAUUGCACUUACUGACACAUGUAUUAUUGUGACACAUGUACUAUACUCAACUCAUGUGUCUGUACUCUUAUGAUAGUAUUUAUUUAUCACAUUUAUAUACUACCCAUAUAACUAAGUUGUUUGCAGCAUCUUAUGUAUAAGAUGUAUAAUGCAUUUUUAUUAUACAAUCCAAAGUUUAAAACAAUAAAACCAGCAGUAGAGAAACUAUCUAAAAGCCAGCAUAAACAGAGCAGCAUAAAUGCAAACCACCAUAAAACCAGCCAGGGCGAAGAACUUGGUGCAGUUAUUUAAAAGUGCCAAACAAAUAUGCCUAUUAUAAAGGUGUGAUAAAAUAAAAUUAAAAAGGCUUCACCUUUUCCUUUUUACUAUUCCUUGCGCCAUUCUUGGCAAAAGUCAUCCCACAGGGCAACAAAGACAUUUUCCAUUCCAAAACUAGGCCUGAAACCCAACUCAAUUAGAGAAAACCCAACUCAAAUAGAAAAUCAGCGUUAUCCAUGAGAUCUAGAACUACUUAGCAAUCGCCCAGUAAAAUACCAUACUUAGGAAGGGGAUAUUUGUGACCAUCUUGGACCUGUUAAUAGGUCUAGGCUAGUUGUUUGUUUUUCAAGACAAUCUAAUUAACAUCUCUUUUAAAGUGCCUGGGACUGUUUCUUCUUGCAGUGAGGAAUUCAUAGCCUACUGGAUCCAGAUAGACAUUUGAUAUAAUACGGCAAGAUAUGCAAGGGUCAAGCACAUGUGAUUGGAUGAAGUCAGUCUUCCCUACUAAAGUUUAAGUGCCAGUAAAAUAGGACAUUUAACAUAGACUCAGGUAGCAUUUUCCAUUACUUUCAUAGAAGUAAUCCUUAGCAUAAUGUGAUAAAAUUAAAAAGCAAGGAUAUCAAGAGAAGCAUCCAAGAGAAAAUUGCUAAGCAGCAAAAGUAAGGGAAUGACUACCCCUUGAAUCCUUGAAAUUAAAUUUGAACUAGGGCAAUGGACCAGCGGGGGUGGGGGGGUGUCAAAGUCUCUUAGAUGGUACAUGUUUAAAUUAUUUAAAAAGAAUGAAAAUUCCUGUGUAAUCAUUCUGAUUAAAAGGCAUACUUAAACAUGAUGAUUUUCUCUUCCUUGAAAAUUUUCAAGACUAAAUAAUAGCAGAAGGGGGUAAAGCUAAAAAGCUGACAUAAUGAGAGAAAAAUGUUUUCAGCUGUGAUGGUAUAAGAGAUUGAUUGUAGCAGGGGGGAAAUGAAAGAGAAUCAGCAUACACAACUCCUAUCAGCCUUGACAAAAAUACUACAUGGUGAUCCUACAUGCAUGUAUACAGGCUGGGAAGCAAUUGACUAUAGCUUCCCAGGUCAUGUUACACUAUGUGGACAAUCACGUCAAAAAGGAUGCUUAGAAUUGUGGGUUGGUUUUUAAAUAAUGCAUUAGAAAAUGCCAAAUUGGUAAUAUCAUGUAUUUGUACACAUCUGUCAACAGUGCAAAAGUUCAUUUACUUUCCAUGGUUGAACGACUGCUGAAGGUUUUCAUCAGAGGAAGGAGAUUAGGAUGCAGCUCAUUUUCAGGAAGAUAGGUGUGCAGAAAUCAGUGGAUCCUCAUGGGAGGAUUAUGCUCCUCCUGCUGCUACUUCUGUCUUGUUCAAAAAUAGGCUCUGACACCUUCUCCCUCUGUUGGGGUUGAGAGGAGAUAAGAGCAGGGUAAGAGGAGAAGGAUCAAAGACCUUAAAUUCUUUGGGGGGGUUAGGUCAGGUCUUACUCAGAUGUAGCAAGGGAGCUUUGUUUACAGCACUUCUAGCAGCAGUUUUCUGAGCUCAAAGAUUAUAGGUGAUUGCCUCACCUGUUUUACAAACAGAGUUUGAGUUGAAAGAGAAAAUAAUGUCAUCGUGAGCCACUUGGGUUGGGACUAAGUGAAGAUCUUUUGAUCAGCUGGUUUUGAUACAAAAUCAUUGGGAACUAGUUUACUUUGCUUUUUUUUUUGGAAGAUGCAGAUCCAAAUAACUACUUGGGCUUCUGUUGCUAAAGUUAAUGGUUAAAUAAUGAUUGCCGAAGGGAGAAAAAUUAGCAUUCAUAUCCAUCAUAUGGAGGCCAAUAUGCAGUUAAGUUCACAUAUACUGUAUAGUGUAGGUCAUGUAAACAAGGGUGUGUGUUUUCCCUGAAUAAUUUUCAUUUUCCACAGGUAUUACAUUAACACAGAAUUUUCUGAGGGUUUCAGGACUUUAGGUGGCUUGGGGAUUUUGCCAGGGUAAGCCAAUGGGCACUUAAUAGAAACCACUCAGGAAACCAUUUUAAAAUUUCAUUCCUGUUUACCACAGAAAACACAGUAGCAGACUGCUUUGGAAGAAACUGUAGAAUAUAUGCUUAGCUUAGGAAAACUGAAUGGAAAGUGCAUAAGAUGGACAUUAAAAGGUUUUUAGAAUGUAUUUAAUACUUUAUUUCCCCCCGUUAUACCAUUCACAGUAUGCAAUUUGACUUUGAAGAAACAUGUACUACUGCAUAUCUGAGAAUCCCCAUACUCAUGCUUAUGUAGCCAAAACCACACUACUUGUGGACAAAAGAGAGGUAUUGCUAGACUCAGGGUAAACUGAAGGUAUGAGAAAUUUUUAGAGGAAAAUAUCCUAAAGGGGCAGAUACUCCCCAAAGAGUUCAAUAAUAGCCCAAUUAUAUUGAAUUGGGUUCAGUGAGAGAAAAACAUGAUAACUGGAUGGAAAGGAGGACUAGAAUGGAGUGACUGAGAAAGGAGGACAAAUAAACAUGUUUGUGGUAGGAGGAGCCAGCUCCUUGUAGAGAUACGUAGGUCACUUCCUAAGUUAGGCUGAGAAGCUAUAUUUAAAUACCAACAGAGACGGAAGAGAGACACAGCCAUAUACAUGAAUGGGGAAAUAAGAGAAUUCAUUGGAGCUGAAAUGAUGUACAUGUGUAUCCCCUGGCAACCGGGCCCCUCCAAAUAAAUUCUAGACAGCCCAACGGGUACUGACUAAAGGCUGGGCAAACAAGGGGGAGGGGAAACAGUGUUUGUGUGAGCAGAUUUAGGUGUCUGGAACCCUGAACACAACCACUUCACAAUGCAACAUUUUGUUGCAGGCCGCCACUUAGACAUUCUAGGUAAGAGUAGCAAUGUUGCCUUCUUGACAAGCAUAAACGGCACCCAAUCAAAAGUUUAAAAAGAUCCCUAAAGGCAUUUCAGUUACUUCCGUUUUAAUUGAGAAUCCGUAAGAUCAUAACGAGGUCAAACUUACAAGGAAGCGUUUAAGUCCCAUUGAUUUCAGUAGAAAAGUCUUUAUGGGGAUAUCUUAUUUCUUCAAAGAUACAGUUCAGAUACAUUGCUUGUUCCUACUGUUUCUGUUCACAUGAACUAAGUGUCUUGAUGUCAUGCUGUUCAUGAGACCUUUUAAUGGGAGACUGUAUUAUUAAUUUUAUUAAAUUAUAUACUACUGAUAUAUGAAAAUUGCUUCUGUGAAGCAAACCUCUUUUUACUUUUUACUCCCUUCAUAUAUGACAUAUAAUUUCCACUGUAUAUUUAUUUGGAGGGAGAAAAUGCUUUCUUAGAACAGCAGAGGAAAUAAACAAAGAGGGGGAAAGUAAUACAUCACACGGAUUUUCCUCUGCCCCAUCACAAUCUCACAUUUCUGAUUUUUCAAGUGUUGCCAAAAACAAACAUUUGGAAGAUAAAAAACUAUUUUCUGCAUUAUUGAACCUAGCAACAUCUUUGUCUUGUUAAGCUCUUGUUUGAGCUGUCAAAUAUGUAAAAGACAGAAUGGUGCAUGGCUUAGGAUAAAACUAAUGAGAAGCAGAUUUCCCUUGUAACCUCCAGGUCACAUGUUCUCAUUGUGUGAAAUGGCAUAGUAGCAUAUUGAUCAGUGCUUUAAAUCACCUGUCAUUGGAUUGAUGCCCAAAAGACAAAGCCGGAACUAUCACUUUAUUGACAGUCUUGUGAAGCUUAAGAUUUAGCAGUCAGGUAACACAUCUUUGAUUCUCGUUUUUUGGAAUGCCUUCUGCAGUGUUUAACUUUGGAAGAGUCAUGUCAGAAAUGUGAGCAUCCCAGUUCAUUCUAGAUGGAGUAAAUGCAAGUUCUUGCCCAAGGCACAGCCACAUAGAGGGUGAAUAUAUGAAGGAUUCAUGAGGAGUGUGAAACUACAUCCAUGAGUCAUUAUCCCUUAGGUUCCAUUUUCUGGUUUCUUCAGCUGAAUCUGUCUGUUGAGAGAUUGUAUUGCCUCCUGCCUUUCAGAUCAGGACUUUACUUGUUUGCUUUCAGAUUUUUGUGUGAAUUUGCACCAUUACACCGAUGCACAUGGCUGUACACCUAGCAAAUUUUGAUUUCUUUAGUUAUGAAAAGAAAUACAGUUAUGAAAAGAAAUACCUCGGAUUAAGUACUUAAUUCGUUCUGUAGGUCCGUACUUAACCUGAAACUGUUCUUAACCUGAAGCACCACUUUAGCUACUGGGGCCUCCUGCUGCUGCCAUGCCACCGGAGCACAAUUUCUGCUCUCAUCCUGAAGCAAAGUUCUUAACCUGAAGCACUAUUUCUGGGUUAGUGGAGUAUGUAACCUGAAGCGUAUGUAACCCGAGGUACCACUGUAUAUGCAUGUGGUAUUGUGAGAGGGAAAGCAUGUGGAACAAAGAGCCAUUGUGGAAAGAAGUGAGAGGAACAGGCAGAAAGAAAGCAGAAUAAGGUGAGAAAUGAAAGUGUGUUGGUGCACGUGCACACAUUUAAGUUGGCAUCCCUUAUACCAGCAUUACUUUCUAAUGUUAACAUUUUUUCAGAAUACUAGUGGAAUCCUUGUCAUUCAUCUCUCUUCCAGACCAAGCCAAGUCCCCCGAGUUGUUGCUGCCAUAAAGUGAUAUUUCAGAAAGAGAAAAGAUCAUAAGAGCUACAAAAGCUUUUAUCUAAAUGUAGAUCUUUAAAUAGCCAUAGUGAUAAAAUUAGUAACCACAAAUUGAAGCUUCAGUUCUGUGUGUACCUACCUGGGAAGCUGAAAACAGUGAGAUUUAUCAUUAUAAAUAAAUAAAUAAAUAAAUAAUUGCUUAUAACCUGUCAGUCUGACCGGGUUGCCCAAAUCACCAUGGGCACCUUCCAACAUAAUAAAAGCACAGCAUUAACAUGCAUACUGUUACACUGUAAGAGAUAUAGCUUCCUAAAUGUAAAAACACUUCUUUAAGCUCGUCAGUCUCUAUUGCAUUUUCUAAACAUGCUGCAAUUACUAUUAAAGAAUCAUUUUACAAAAGAUGAUAUUCUCUGAUAUGGCCUUGAUCAAAAGUAAAUUGCUCAUCAUGUCUGCUGCUUCAAGUGGAUAAGCUGCCAUAUUUUUACAUGGCAUAUGUUAGCACUUUUGCAUAAUGCUCCUGCUGGGUCAAGAUGUCUGGAAUGUGUUCCUCCCUCUAGACUUCCUCCAUGAAGAAAACAUCUGCAUUGAUUUCCUGUGUUCUUUUGGUCUUCUUUUGAUUUGUCCCAAAGUCCAUUCUUGUCUAAGCUGUCUCCUUUUCAAAAUGACAGAUGGGAGCAAUGUGUUUUAGAGACACGCAUAUGAUAACAGUCUUUAUCCUUGUCACCCUGCCUAGAGGGACAAGAACAUAUAUCUCAUCUCAUCAAGAUACUGAUAUCCCGAAAACACUUUCUUAGCUUCAUAGUCACAAAAGAAGGCAUUGAUGGUGGCAGUUCCUGUUCUCUGCAAAGAAGAGGAAUUCCAGGUUAUCUAUUGAAGGGGGAGGUGGGGUGACUUUGGCCUCUUUGCUCCCUGUUCAAGGUUCCUUGAAGGUGUACCAUUUUAUGUGGAUGCUAUUGGGUACUUGCAAUGUGGAACUGUAGCUUCUGUUGCAUGGUGUAUUCUCUCUUUUAUCUCAACAUCCCUUCCCUAAUCACUGCAACUUGAGUGACCUUAGGUUUGAUUUUUAAUCACAGUGAAUUAUUUUCUAUCAGUCAAAACAUGAGAUACACAAACACACAUGAGAUACACAAACACACAGACACCCCUCCUCACCUCUCAAGCUCUGUCAGCUUAGUUUUGAUUCUUAGAAAGGAGAGGAGAGGAGGAAAGUUUAUGUGUUUAACUUCUUGAAAGAAAUAGACCUCAGGAAAAACUUGGAAGCUUAGUAGGCCCCUGAUCUUCCUCGUUAAUAACGUGAUCUGGUCAGGAACAUGGAAUCAUGACUGGAACAACCCCAAUUCACCUUAUUCAGCAUGCACACAGAACUUACGCAGACCCCUAAAAUAUUUUUUAUCAAUUCAUCCAAAGACCACAUGGCAGUUCACAACAUAAAAAUAUAACAUUAGAACACAGAAUACAUAACAAAACAAUAAAAAACAAACCAAUAAGCAGCCUCCCACAAACAUAUUUAAAGGGCCAUGAAAUGUUGAUCAGCCAAAGGCCUGGUAACAGAGUAAUGUUUUCUCCCAACACCUGAAGAUAUGUAAUAAAGGUGCCAGGCAAGCUUCCCUGGGCAGAGCAUUCCACUAAUGUGGAGCCACCACAGAAAAGAUCUUCAGGCCCUCUCAUGGAGGAAGCACACGAAGAAGGACCUCAGAUGAUGAUUACAGGGUCAGGGUUGGUUCAUAUGGGGAGAGGCGGUUUAGGUCCUUUUUUAAAAAAACAAACAAAAACUUUCUUAUUCAAAAUUAAAACAAAACAUUAUCCAGAAACAUAUCAUCCUUAUUUUCCCCCUUUUUCCCUCCCUCCCCCCACGGAACCCACCCACCCCCACCCCCAGACUUCUUCCCUCAUUUCCAGUCUUUGAUUUCUCUAAAAAUGCUGUUUUCUGCAUGUUACACGGUUGUAUAGAUCCUCAAACUAUUUAGGUAAUAAUUAUCAAUAAAAAGUUUGUGAAUGUUUACUCAAAACCAGCCAAGGAGUCCAGUUAGCUUUGUUGCGUCUUCAAAUACUUUGUAAAGAGUUCCCAUUCAUCUUUAAAGUCGCAGUUAUCCUUGUCCCAUAGCUUGUAUGUCAGUUUUGCCAGUUCUGCAUAGUCCAUCAAUUUUUCUUGCCAUGAUUCUUUAGUUGGGGUUUCUUCAGUCUUCCAUCCUUGUGCUAUUAAAACUCUCGCGGCUGUUGUCGCAUACAUGAGAGGCGGUCUAGGUUCUUAACCAAGUUCUUUGUAUUUGCAGCUUUGCAAGCACUGUUUUGGUUCUUUGCUGAAAUUCUGAACAAUGGUUGCUCCCAUAAACAGACAUGGAAAAUGUUCAUUCAGACAGUUGGGGGGGAUUAAAAAACAACAACCCAGCAAAUGAUUUAUUAACUCAGUCCUUCACUCAAUUUAUUUCAGUAUAUUGAGAAUACAGAAAGUUUUACAAUUCCAUUAAAAAAACAGCCCACCAACAACCAUUUGGAUUUUAUUUUAUUUUUGCAAUAUGUUACUAAUUUAUAGAAUCUGUUGCCAGCUUUCUCCAGAGAAAACAAUCUAGCAUGUAUGAGAAAUAAAGCUUCACUGAAAAGAAAAAUUAAAGUGAAUUUUAAAGAAGAGUGGGUUAAUGUACGAUUUUAUAAAUUUGUAGAGUUAUGGAACAGAAAAUAGGCUGAUAUUGUUGUGUUCCAGGGAGUAUGUGCCAUCUACUGGUAAAAUAGGAUUCUGAAACUACUAUUUCCAGUCUGUGUUGGAUACUUACUACGUAAACCAAAGAGCUAUUCUAAGUCUCCCAAAAAUGUAGGUAUACAAACUGGGAUGCUUUUGUCAGAAACCACACAUUUAAUCUUGUAGGGUGGCCUCUGCCCAAUAUCUUAAGGUAUCAAGUUUCAUGAAAAUUGCAGGUUAUCUGCCAAUUUGGGUUGCAAAGAUACAUUGGUUUUUAAGUAUGUGAACCUAGAGUGGUUGGUUACAGCAGCAAGAUGGUGAAUGAUACAUCCUGCUGUAAAAAGUACUAAUUUGUAUGUGAUAUGGAUAUUUCACAUUUCCUCUGAGCUAGCAGAAAAAGUCUUCUUCACACAUUCUGCCUGCAUUUAGUGUGUAAUGCUUUCUUACUGACACAUUCUUGCUCCAACCACACCAGAAACUCCCAGGCCUUUAAUAUAAGUCCAGGUAACUUGAAUAUACGGCAAAUUAUAAUAAAAAUCGACAUUGCAUACCGAUACCACAUUACUGCUUUAAUAUGUGUGUGUCUCCUAGGUAGAGAUUGGAACAGUAGUACCAUCUGUAACUCGAGAGAUUUAUUUACCUUCUCCACUGCCAGAAGAACCUGAAGAAGAAGCAUCCACACCUAAGCUUAUUGAUGGCUCUUCACCUCAUGGACCAGGAGUUCUUGGUCCCCAUACACAUGAAGGUUUGUAAGAGAGAGUUGAGGGACAUGAUUUUGGCUUUCUGCUUUGUCUAGAUUUGGGCCUAUAAUUCCACACAAGCUAAGGAGCCUUUUCAUCAGGGAAUAUGUAAUACAGUUUUCUAUACGGGUUUGCAGUAUGCAGACUUGCCUCCUUACCAUCUAGACUUCUUAAAUUGUCUAGUGAGUGUGUGGACAUUCAAGAGUGACAGAUAAAUUGGGCAAUCUAAUCUGUUUUCUUCCAGUUUUGAAAAGCAAAUUGCUGAUUUUGUGUUAUUCUGCCAGUUAUGGUAGAAGCUGAGCUGAGUUGAGCCAAGCCAAGCAGUGAUAUGUCAGUUGCUAAAGAAAAGGAAAUAACUAAAGCCUCCUCCCCAGAACACAACAUUGAUCCCUCCUAUAAGUCAAACAAGCCUUAAAGCUUGGUUGUAUGUUAAUUAAAAUAAUGUCACUAAAUUUUAGGUUAAUUAGUAUAAUUAUACUAGUACUUCCUCCCUGGGCAAUGUGGUUGAGAGUGUGGUGGCUAAAUAGCUGCAGGGACGGGGUGAGCUCCAUUGCUCUGUCCCUGCUCCUGCCAAUCUAUCAGUUCGAAAGCACAUAAAAGUGCAAGUAGAUAAAUAGAUACCGCUCCGGCGGGAAGGUAAACGGUGUUUCCAUGCGCUGCUCUAGUUCGCCAGAAGCAGCUUAGUCAUGCUGGCCACAUGACCCGGAAGCUGUAUGCCGGCUUCCUUGGCCAAUAAAGCGAGAUGAGCGCCGCAACCCCAGAGUCGGCCACGACUGGACUAACAGUCAGGGGUCCCUUUACCUUUUAGACCUGUAAGAAACAGAUUCUAGUCUGGUUUCAGGCCCAGAACAAUUUGGCCCUUUCCAUGUAACCUCCAUAGUCCCACUCACAUGACCUUAUUGGUCCCUGCCUACAUAACCUCCUUGACCACAGGUUGCCUCACACCAGGUCCAGGGGCGACCAGUCACUGCUCAGGAACAGUAAGGGAAAAGAGACUAGCAGAAGCAAGGGCAGUGGAGUAAAUGGAGCUUUAGGUUUUGAGCAACCUGGGAGGUGCGAGGCCCUGAAUUCCUUACUUCUGGAAAACACUCCAAAUCCCACUAAAAAGAGUCCAGUAAUGUUAACCAGUAAUGUUAAAUAAUGCUUUCCAGUCUAUCCUAAACACCCACAUUAACAGCAUUAGACAGAUAAAAUGGCAUCAUUUUGCACCAUUAUGUUCUAUUUUCUAUAAAUAUCUGUGAUGUUUCUCAAUCCCACCUCCUUUUUCAGAAGGCAAUAGGGAAAUGCAGAGCUCUUCCCAAUUACAUCCACACACCUGUUAAUGAAGCCCUUUCAUAAAUUGGUUUAAAUGCUUUAGAUCAUUUUCUUAUGUUCAUUCAGCAGUAGUUUGAUGUUUUAUUUAAUAAUCUACAGCUUUCAAGCAGUUUUUCCUCAAGGGUUGGUUGAAGCCUUUCCUGAUGUCAUUGUUCUGCAUGAAAGAUGCUAAUUAAAAACAAUUCUAAGGAAAUUGAGGUCUCAUGGGGGCGGGAACCAAUUUCCUCAAAUAUCAAAAAAGCAUGCUGGUUACCAAACUAAAUGUAUGCAGGUUUAUUAAGUUUUAAAGGGAAGACACAGAUCCUGGAGGUAGAAUAUAAAAUGAAGAUAUCAUCCUGACUAUGACUUGAGAAAUCUAGUAUGGACAAAAUGCUCCAUUAUUCAUAAGAGUAUUUCCUAUAAAACAUUACAGAUGUAGUGAAUCACUAGGAUUAUUCAAGCAGCAAUUUUCAUAUCCAGACCAAUCUAAUAAACAAGGGAAUCCACUUGAUUUGAUUACACUGAGUCUUUCAAAGUUGUUGGUUUUGAACAGCCACAUUGCCUCCAAUAAUAAAUCCACUUAAUAACUUCUUGUGUGUUUGUUUCAUUUAAUUGUAAAUUUACAAAAGCGUGGUUUGUAACUUAAAAAAUAAAUAUUAAGGGCAAAAAAUUGGAGCAUUGAUAUUGUACACAUGUUUGCAUGUGCACCCAGUUGUGAAUGGCGUAACACAAAGUGCAUGAAAUAUUCAAUAUAACGUUUCCCAAUAUCUGAAAAAUAUCACUAUGCAUUACUCCACAAAUUGUGUAAAUGUGGAACUUUUAUCAAAAGGUGCAUGACUGGUGAUUAUUCUGCUACACUAAGAGGAAAGUUAUUCAUGAGAACUCAGAUACCUACACAUGAGCCUGUAGGCUCUGUAGGAUGGUAUGGCUCUGUGUGAAUUUGCAGCUGGUUAGAUUUGACAGAAGUCAUUCCAUGUGUCUCUGAAAAAGGCUAAUCUAAAUUUUUACAAGUGUAUAACUAAGUGAAUGGUUUCUUGUUUCAUGUUUUAGGCCUCCCAACUUGUCUUCUGUGUAUGUGCCUAAGUACUUCUGUCUACUGUGAUGAUCGUGAACUCGAAGAUCUUCCCCCCUUGCCGAAGGAAACCACACAUUUCUACUCUCGCUAUAACAGAAUCAAAAGGGUCAACAGGGAUGACUUUGCUAACCUAAGUAUGGAUGACUUUACUAUUGGUUACUACACUUUAUUUUAUUGCACGCUAUGCAAAGUACUUUCUCAUACUGAAAUAUAAGUAGCAUACAUCUUCUGGACAUAACAUCAUAUUAUGAACUAUAAUUUGGAACUAUUUACAUCCAAAGAAUGGUGAUUGUCUGUCCUCCCCACCCCCACCCCUGGUGUUGGUCUUUAAAAGCAGGCAGAAAUGCUGUAAUUAUUUUCCCUGCUUUGGUAUCCCUGACUAGGCAACUUAAAAAGGAUUGACUUGACUUCAAAUUUUAUAUCUGAAAUUGAUGAAGAUGCCUUCAGGAAACUACCACAACUUCAGGAACUGAUACUUCGAGAUAACAAGAUAAGGCAGCUUCCAGAAUUACCACCAACCUUGAUAUUCAUUGAUAUUAGUAACAACAGGCUUGGUCGCAAAGGAAUCAAACAAGAAGCAUUUAAAGUGAGUUCUGUAUUUAACUGCUGACUAAUUUGGAAAAAAAAAUCCCUCUAUUUGACUAAUAAAAAUAGUCAUUAUAAGAGCAGGAGGGAGUUCUCUCAUAAAGUGAUGUGAGAUAGCUCUUCCAGUGCAAAACAACAUAGUGGCAGAGGUUUAAUUCCUAAGGUCAAUGUAGAAAGGAUCAUGGAUUAGGCACAUAUUAUUUUCCUCUUAUUUAUUUUAUUUUAUUUUAUUUUAUUUUAUUUUAUUGUGCACUGCUUGAUUGUGAAAAAGCUCCAAGCAGUUUGCAAAUAUAAAACAAUAACAUUAUCAGUAAAAACAACCAAAACAUUUUUUUUUAAAUCAAAAUUUGCCACUAGCAUGUAUUUUUAAGCAACCUGUGCCAUGCACAUAUACAUCAAAACUGAUACAGAAGCCAUAUUUUUGUACUCAAAUUUAAUACUCAAAUGGAAAAAAUACCUUGCACAAAGUCACUGUCAGAGUAAGGUGGCAGUUGUAUGGCAGCAUAGUAUGAUUCUGUCUUCUGUGCUCUGAGAACAACAGGGAAAUUGUGCAGUGAUAAAGAGAGAACUGCAGUGAGGUCAGGCUCAGUCUUAUGGCCUGAAGUAGCCAGGCUUUGCAAACCUGAAAACAAGCAAAUAAAACCACUAAGCCGAAUAUUCCACACAACAUUCAUUGAAUCUCUAAAAACAAUCUAUCUUGGUACAGAUGUUUAAAAUGAUUGACUGCAUUUAAGUGUCUAUACUCAUGUGUGGCUCAGAAUGAGAACAAAUAAAUCACUUCUCUUUUUUUAAAAAAAAUAUUGUUUGUUUUCUUCAGGAUAUGUUUGACUUGCACCAUCUUUACAUCACUGAUAACAACUUGGAUCAUAUCCCACUUCCACUCCCUGAAAGCCUCCAGUCUCUUCAUCUGCAGGUGGGCUAAAACAAUCAAUAAAUUAUUUUGGAUAUAGUGUUUACUGGAUAAGAAGUGUGCCAAAUUUCAUACAAAUAGGUUCAGGGGCUUUCGUGCUAGGAAGAACUAAAUAUUAUUUCCUCUUGUUAGAAGUUGGACCCAUUGGUUACAAAGGUGCUCUCUCCCCCUCCGCAUCCUCAUGCUUUUCUUAAAUUUGGAGACAUAAAUUACAUAUGCAUACACAAAAAGUAUCAGGUGUUAUAACAAUAAUUGAACAACAAACCAAGAACACCAGAACUGGCUUAUGAAUAUAAAGAACAAUUUCAUUGGAAUAAAUAUAUACCCUCAAAAACCAACUAGACAAUGAGGAAACUAAAGUGCAAUGUGAAUAACCAAGCCUGGAGAUAUUCAUAAACAUAGAAUGUACCAGUGUCUCUCUCAUUGCUGUACUGGUUUUAUAUGCAAUACAGUGGUGCCUCGCAAGACGAAAAGAAUCCGUUCUGGGAGUCUCUUCGUCUAGCGGUUUUUUCGUCUUGCGAAGCAAGCCCAUUGACGGGAUUAGCGGAUUAGCGCUAUUAGCGCUAUUAGCGGCUUUUAGCGGCUUUUAGCAGCUUAUCAGCUUAUCAGAUAAGCAGAUAAGCGGCUUAGCGACUUAGAAAAAGAGGGGGAAAAGGAAAAAAAAAACCCAGGAACUCGCAAGACAUUUUCGUCUUGCGAAGCAAGCCCAUUGCAGAUUCGUUUUGCGAGGCACCUCCAAAACGGAAAACUCUUUCGUCUAGCGAGUUUUCCGUCUUGCGAGGCAUUCGUCUUGCGGGGCACCACUGUAAAUAUGUCAUAACACAGCUGGAACAAAUAGUCAUUCACUGGAAGCACAACACAAUAAAUUUAGGAGUGGUUGCCAGAAGGCGUUCUUCAAGUGGUUAGCUGGAAACGCAAAGCCAAAUGAACAAUUGAAGCCAAAUAGAUGAGACCUGUUCUCCAGAUAUUAUCCAGGUUUUGCAGCAAGCUUCAUCAGUCCACGAUGCUAAUCACUCAACAUGGUUCACUCAAGACAAAAGCUAUUCACAGGCACAGCUUACAUAUGGUCUUGCAAAGCUGCUUCCCUCCACCCCCCAUAGCACGGGGAUUGUUGACAAUGGUAAAAUCAUGUCCUCUGAUAGCAAGCUAGACCUGUCAGUCACAACAGAGUUCCUCCUCUGUGGUCUCUCUAAUCCUGAUGUUCUCCCUUCUCCCAUCCUCCCAACAUAGUGGGUAAGCUUAGACACAUUGGGCCGCAUCCAGCGCUUCAGCUUUCCUGACGCAACAGACAUCAGUGUGUGCAGUAUAGCUUCCUUUCCCCAUCCUGUCACCCUCCAGCCUUCCCACAAAAUCAGCUUGGAGGUGGGGAGGACACCCUCCAGAGCAGAUUCUGGUAUAUGCAAGAGGUGGAGAGAAAAUGGAGGUCCUAUUGCACCAGGCAUCUGAGUGUGUUCCACAGGGAGGGCGCCACUACCGAGAAGGCCCUCUGCCUGGUUCACUGUAACUUUGCUUCUCAUAAUGAGGGAACGGAACCAGCAGAAGACCCUCAGAGGAUCUCACUGUCGGGCUGAGCGAUGGGGCUGGAGAUGCUCCUUCAGAUAUACUGGACCGAAGCCAUUUAGGGCUUUAAGGCAUAGCUGUCAACGUUUUCCUUUUUUAAAGGGAAAUUCCCUUAUUCCAAAUAGGAUUCUUCGCAAGAAAAGGGAAAAGUUGAUAGCUAUGCUUUAAGGGUCAGUACCAACACUUUGAAUUGUGCUCUGAAGUGUACUGGGAGCCAGGGAAGAUCCUUUAGGACCGGUGUUAUAUGAUCCCGGCCACUAUUUCCAGUCACCAGUCUAGCUGCCACAUUUUGGAUUAGUUGUAUUUUCCAAGUCACCUUCAAACGUAGUCCCAUGUAGAGCGCAUUGCAAUAGUCCAAGCAGGAGAUAACCAGGGCAUGCACCACUCUGGCGAGACAGUCCGCGGGCAGGUAGGGUCUCAGCCUGCAUACCAGAUGGGGCUGGUAGACAGCUGCCCUGGACACCAAAUUGACUUGUGCCUCCACAGACAGUUGUGAGUCCAAAAUGACUUCCAAGCUACGCACCUGGUUUUUCAGGGAGUCCCCCACAUUCGCCCGCCCCUUGUCCCCCCAAAACAGUACUUCUGUCUUGUCAUGAUUGAACCUAAACCAGUCAGCUGCCAUCCAUCUGCCAGCUGCCUCCAGACACUCAGAGUUCCCUGCUCUUAUUAUUAUUAUUGAUUCAAUUUCUCAUCUGACCUUCAUCACAAAGUCCUAGGGCUUUGACUUGUGCCUCUUUGAUAUCCCACUUCACCUCUAAAAACCCCAAAAUUCCUCUGAGGCACCCUGCUUGGCCCCAGGAUCUAUCCAAAUCCAGUGCACGCUACUACUAAUUAUUAGGUUAUUGUUGACAAACUGACAUUUAAAUUGGAAUUUAAAUACUGGCUUUAAUAAAUCUUUUGUUUUCUUUUUAGAACAACAAUAUACAAGAAAUGCAUGAAGAUACUUUCUGCAAAAUGAAGGAUUAUUCUUACAUCCGCAAGUCUCUCGAAGACAUCAGGCUAGAUGGCAAUCCCAUUAAUCUGAGCAAAACCCCUCAUGCGUACAUGUGUCUACCCCGUCUGCCUGUUGGGAGCCUUUUUUAGGCUUAGGCCAUAACGAAAAUGUCAUGUAACAUAAUUUCUUUUGCAAGUAUGCUUUCUAAAGCAAACUGCUUCAAAAGCUUGUGACAGUAUGAUAUGGUUGCAUUGGUGUAAAAUAAUAAGUAAACAGUUGCAGUCAGUAACGCACAGUGCUGGAUACUAAUUCAUUCUCUAUUAAAGUAUACCAUGCUUCCAUAUUGUAACCAGUGCAUUGUAACCAGUGCAGAAUAGCUGACAUGAUAACUAUGAUGAAGGGAGAAGGAAAUGAAUAAGUAUUAGAGAAACUGAAUAUUAAUGAUGCAUGGUUCAUAAUUUUAUCCACAUUAAAAUUGUAAUAGUAAAGCUAUAAGAAUUGUAUAUAAAUAGAAAAUGACCCAUGCUACCUUGUUUUUAAUCAUAUUCUAUAUGUAAAGCUUUUCCAUAAUUUUUUUCAUAAAAAUGUAACAAAAUUCCUGUCUGGAUGAAACCAAAGCUCCAUAUAGGCCAGCGUCCUACUUGCUCUAGAGGGCAGCUAGGUGCCAGAUCAGGUUAUUUUACUAAAACAUUAAUAUUAAAAAUAAAUAUACUCUCUUGUAAAAUGUUGAACACUGCUUUGGACUAGAGAGGAAACAUGGAAACCGUCCUUAUACUGUAUAAGUAAAAAAAUGUACACCAAGUAUGUGUAUUGUCUUCACAGUAAUUUUGUGCUAGAUAAUAGUGAAGAAAUAAAAUUCCCCGCUUCUCUACUAAGCUCACCAACCAACUCAAAUCAACAGUAGAAGACUUCUGUGAAAUGGUAUAUCUCAGUAGUUCCUGACACUAUGGAAAUAAGUGCAGAGCAAUACCAAGUGUAUUGUAUAAAUUUUACAGAAUGUUUCUGUUCAUAUAUUUUAAUACACCAAAGGGGAGAAAACAUUCAAAUAUGAAGCACUACCUCCUAAGAAACUCUGUCCCCAACAUUCAGUCAGUAUUUACCUUCUACACAUAUGCUUUCCUCUCUAGCAUCACACUACUUAAUACUUACUUCAAGUGUCUAUGACAGUUUAGAAGAUACUGUCCUUAUUGUCUUGGAAGAUGUUUAGUAGGGCCAAUUCUGGGUUGGUUUCUAAUACUUACUUAGUUGUUUUAUAUAUUUCUCGUAUGGCUGUUGUCCAGAAUUGUUGGAUUUUGGGGCACUCCCACCACAUGUGGAGGUAUGUGCCUGUGGAGAUGCACCCUCUCCAGCAUUUUGGUGAGGUUCCUGCCCAUUUACACCACAAAGAACUCAUAACCCACCUAAUUUCAGCAGCCAGAAACAUCAUAACCAGACACUGGAGAGACCUGUCAGGAGUAAGCAUGGACCAAUGGUAACAAAUAGUAUGGGAAACAGCCUUACUAGAAAAAUUAACCAAUAAACUGAAACUGACACGGGGACAAAUAGAAGAAGAUGCCUUCACCCCGGUAUGGCUCCCCUUUAUCACAUACACAGCCCAACAAGACAAUGACAAAAAUCCACCAACAGCAUACAAAUCAAUAUGGGUAACCUGAUCCAAAACACCCACCCACCCCACUCACACAUGAAAACAAAGAUCACCACAGCCAAUCACAAACAACCACACCCUAAGCCAAUCCUAACCCCUCUCAUCACCAAAGGAACACAAGUGAAUAGCAGAGAACCUGCAUAAGUGACAAUGACACAAAAUCCCACAUAUAUUAAGGAAAAUAGAAACAUCACCACCCGACCCCAUCCCCACUCACCUUUCCCCCCCUCCACCUCUUUCCCCCUUUUCUUCCUAAUGUCUCAACAAAUGAAACUGAUCUGUAAAAAAUGUUACUUGGAAUUAAGAGAGAGAGAGAUUCCACAUACUUUUGUAAACCAAGAAAAUCUUUAAUAAAAAUACAUUUAAAAAAAAGAAGAAGAUAAAACAGAGCAGUGCCUACAGUGGUCAGUUCUGCUUAAAUUAGAAUUGUCCUGUCCUGGCUGUGACUGGUUGCAAUAGGUUGAGAUUACAUGGCAGACAGAAGGAAUGUAGCAAUCGGUCAGGGUCAGAGCAGAUCGAUGGCUUGGACUUACUGAAGCAACUGACCUUCCCAAAGCUCUGAGUGUGGCAGUUUGCUCCCCCUCAUGCUGCCACAAGUUCCCCUCCCUCCCUGCUUCCCAGAACCAGAAUUGGGCUGAAAUGGACGGAGCAGUGACAGGCUGCACAUAGGCUUGGUCCCUGAUUGCUUGGGGAAAGCUCUGGAGAGGGGAGACUUAGAUGGCUGCAGGAAGGUUGGGACCUUUUCUUGGCAACUGAUUUGUGGCAUAAAACUACCAGGGAUGAGCUGCUGUGCUCAUUAGGCCUGACACUCAGCCAAGUCUGUGAAGGUUGUGUUUUUGCUAAUAAAGUGUUAACUCCAACUUUGAUUGGUGUGAUUUAUUGCAGACUCGCACUUUGACUGUCUGUAUUUUAGGCAUUUGCUUUUUUUAUUUGUAUUAUAUGCAAUGGUCUAUAGCUAUAAGCAAUAAAUCUUCUAUUGAAUAAAUAAAUAACAUUCAUUUGAGAGCAAUGCGAUUUGUGCUUAAAGGUGCAUUCUUACAUGUAUUCCAAUGUGUACUCAGAUGUUCACUCCAAUGCCUAGCCAGCCAGUGCUUCCCAUUCUGCUGCUCUACUUUCAUUGCUAAAAGUACAGUGCAACAAAAUUUUAUGCAGGAGCAAAGGCAUUGGCCUGGUUGCCAAGACCAUUGAGACUAGAGGGUGAGUCUAUAUAGGUACUUGCUCACAGGACCAGCAUUUAUUCUCUGUGGCCCUUUCAUUACUCCCUUAAAAAUGGUCAAAAUAGGGGCUUCUUUUCAAGGGCAAAUAUUUGUUAAUAUUCAAUUGAGAUAUCACAAGUGUUGCUAUCUAUUUGUUGUGAGACAGGGAUGUCUUAUCCAUGGCCCACAAUCUACAACUGGUUCCCAAGAGUUGUAGUCUACUAAGACCUUCCUCCCACAAUUUACCAUGUACUUAUGGCUUCUUUGGAUCCCAUUUCGAUUCCAUGAUGACAAAUGCUUUUUUUGUGUGGCCCUCUAAGCCAGUCCUGGUACAUUUUAAAACAAUACUUUAAUGUAUAUAUUAAUACAUAUUAACUGAUUGAUCCCAUAGUCACCCAACUAUAAAAAGCAUGGGAACCCUCGGAGUUUUCUUUAGAAAAGAAAAAAUCAUCAUACUCGUUUACAUUUUGGCGACCUGCACCCUGCACUUUGGCAUGCAGUCACUGGAGGGGGGGUUUACCAUGAGUCAAUGCAGCAGCCUUCAGCCCAAAAGGUUUGUUACCUCAGUUGUAAGAGUUGUUCUUCUUAAUACUGGGUGCAGAUUAAAGUCAAAGCCAUACUUGCACGCAUAUGUGCAGUAGAAAUGAUAGACACAUGCAUCUAUCUUUAGACCUCUCCUUUUCCUAUCCAUGUGGUUUCUGUCAACAACUGUUGAUCUUUUUUUUACUAGCAACUAAGACGGCAAAUACUCGGAAAUUUAGCCAACCUCUGGUUUAUUUGUUUCUUAAAAAAAUCUUUGCAAAUAAUAUCAGGUUUUUAGAAUGUUGAUAAUUUACUUGCAUUGGUAUCACCAUUUUAAAGAGUACUACUGCCAUCAUGUGUUGAGAUAUUAUAAAUAAAGCUUGUCAAAUCCU